This is a messenger RNA of Ochlerotatus camptorhynchus, 1562 nucleotides long. RefSeq names its product ELMO domain-containing protein 2. Lineage: Eukaryota; Metazoa; Arthropoda; Insecta; Diptera; Culicidae. The record is from RefSeq and is a predicted model, not a curated record. Gene Ontology annotation, molecular function: GTPase activator activity. The transcript is spliced from 2 exons. The coding region runs from base 449 to 1405 and encodes 318 amino acids.
AAUAUUCAUAACACAUUUCGUGCUAUAUGUCCCAUUAUAUAUAGGGACUUUUAGUUACCAUUAUUUUGUCAUCGUUUUCUAAACAAUCAUUAAAGUGAAGUCUUGUUCUAUCGGUCAAAUAGUAGCCGUAAAAGUGAUUCUAGCACUAGAGAAAAGCAUUUCCAGAUAGAAAAUUUUGCCAUCUCCCGAACUACACUCGGAAGAUACAUACACGGAAUACUUCUGGCAGUUUACGAGUCAUGCGCAUUGUGUAUUAACUAGAAUACUGAGGCAUAUGCUUAUAUCGAGGGCCUGCCCGGUAGUCAACAGAGCGCUUUACCAAUAAUUCAUUACCAUGGAAAUGUUACUACGUACACAGUUAGUUCAAUAGACUGAUUUAUGGUAGCGAGCAACCGAGUACGUGGAUCUAUUUGCAAUUCUUGAACAAUCAACCUCUGUGUGGAUCAAGAUGUUACCAGCCUAUCCUCGGAUGAUAUUUAACAUAUUCAACUUAUUCUACCUUCUAACGAGGCCUCUAUUGAAGUGGCUCCUACAUCGUUUCACAAGCUUGUGUGAAUUACAACGGAUUUGUUAUGGAUGUGCGCCAGGAGCUGUACGAACCAAAAAGGUUCAGACGUCGUUAGAACUCUCUAGACGACCGAAGAUCAAGCAAAUGAUUGUGAUUCUAAACGAGCUGGUCAACCGAGAUGUUGAUGAAUACUUCUUGUUUGAAGAAAUUCAUAACCGAGCUGUUGGAACGGUUCUUCAAGUAAAGAAAAUAAAUCCCAAGGUACACGUUGAUUUCCCGAGGACAUUUGGUGUUUGUGCUGAAAAGAUUUGGAGCUACAAAAGGUUGUUUUGCUUGGUGGAACAGUUGAGAAGCACACAGUACGAUAGUGAGAAUCCUGAGCACGAACAAAAAUUGCUAACUCUGUGGAAGCUACUGAUGGCAGAAGAUGAGCAACUGGAGAAUAGAAUUUCCAAUCAGUGGCAAAACAUUGGAUUUCAGGGAGACGAUCCAAAAACUGACUUCCGUGGUAUGGGCAUUCUCGGUUUGGACAACCUAGUAUUUUUCGCCCGUGAGUACAACGGAGCUGCUCGACAUCUUCUGUCCCACUCUCACCAUCCAACGCAUGGCUACUUUCUGGCUAUCGUUGGUAUCAACCUCACAUCCAUGGCUUAUCACCUUCUGAAAUCAGGCCUGGCGCGAACCCAUUUUUACAAUCAGCCUAGAUUAUCAAUUGAAUCGUUUCACCACUUUUAUUGUUAUUUGUUUUUCGAAUUCGACCGCUACUGGGUAGAAUGUAAGCCAAAAAGCAUUAUGGACUUUAGCUGGAUACAGAAGAAGUUUGAGGAAAACAUCCGUAAGCUGCUAGCCAGUGAUAGUUGCAGCUUUAAAAUGAACCUGUUGAUAGAAAAUAUAUAAAAGAACUAAGGAAGCAGUGCAAUUUUGUGAACCGUUUACUGGGCUUUAGUUUAGUAAUAUCGAAUUAGAGAUUUUAUGUGAAAACAUAGUUGUGUGAUUUAGUUGGUAUUCUAGCAAAUGCUUGCCUUAACAGUUGAUAAUAAAAGAAAAUGGCAAA